GAUUGAAAACAUACGAAAUCUCGAAAGUGAGUCACCCUCGCAGCCUUGUCGUCGUAAAAUUGCGUUAAUUAAGCUAUUAGUUCUUAUUUCCGUGUGAAUUCAGCCCUGUCCUUUACCCUGCGGUUGUUUGUACUGUUGUUGUAAGUCGAGUCUCCAAAAGAACAUACAAAACUGGGAAACGAAAUGUCCGCAUCAGCUAUGGAGAAACACAUGUUUAAUCUUAAAUUUGCAGUCAAAGAGCUCGAACGGAACGCGAAAAGGUGCGAGAAGGAAGAGAAGGCCGAAAUACUGAAAACAAAGAAAGCGAUCCAGAAGGGUAACACAGAGGUGGCACGGAUCCAUGCCGAGAACGCGAUCCGACAGAAGAGUCAAUCGCUGAACUACCUGCGGAUGAGUGCACGGGUCGAUGCGGUGGCCAGCCGGGUGCAGACCGCACUAACGACACGCAACGUUACCAACUCGAUGGCGGGCGUCGUGAAGGCAAUGGAUGCGGCCAUGAAGGGCAUGAAUCUGGAAAAGAUAUCCGGACUGAUGGAUAAGUUCGAGUCACAGUUUGAGGAUCUGGAUGUGCAAAGCUCGUACAUGGAAAACACGAUGUCGCAGACGACGACGACGGCCGUACCGCAGAACGAUGUGGAAUCGCUAAUGCAGAGAGUUGCCGAUGAAGCUGGCCUUGAACUCAACAUGGAACUACCGUCGGGACCUUCGUCGGUUGCGAUCGGUGCCUCAACGCAAGCGUCCACCGAGCAGGAUGAGCUAACGGCACGCUUAGCCCGUUUGCGACAGGCCGAAUAAAACGGAUAGCCGACUGUUGUGGCAACCGGCACACUGCAUUGCGAUACUUGCUCUAUGUACAUUUGUUUUUUUUUUUUCUCCCACAUCCAAUGCGUUGAAAUCGUUCCAUCCAAUGUGUAAACCACAACAGUAAACGGAAAACAAAAUUAUAACUUCUUAUUUUGCUAUAUCAACUACUGUACACGCUUUGAGUAAUUCUCAUAAUUAUUCGUUAAAAUAAAGAAAAAAUCAAUGUUACGACCCACGACGAUAAAGCAUGAUGAUUGGGUGGUCCUGAA
Anopheles stephensi (Asian malaria mosquito) is the source of this 1073-nucleotide messenger RNA. It is a transcript of the gene Chmp1, whose product is annotated as charged multivesicular body protein 1b-2. The transcript has 3 exons. Gene Ontology annotation, biological process: late endosome to vacuole transport; protein transport; endosome transport via multivesicular body sorting pathway. Gene Ontology annotation, cellular component: ESCRT III complex; multivesicular body. The coding region runs from base 184 to 795 and encodes 203 amino acids. The record is from RefSeq and is a predicted model, not a curated record. Lineage: Eukaryota; Metazoa; Arthropoda; Insecta; Diptera; Culicidae.